Messenger RNA from Alternaria alternata, 5012 nucleotides. RefSeq lists its product as hypothetical. The transcript is spliced from 2 exons. The record is from RefSeq and is a predicted model, not a curated record. The coding region runs from base 263 to 4696 and encodes 1477 amino acids. Gene Ontology annotation, biological process: regulation of GTPase activity. NCBI's taxonomy places the organism in Eukaryota, Fungi, Ascomycota, Dothideomycetes, Pleosporales, Pleosporaceae.
AGGCCGUCUCCUAGUCUUCGCCCAUGCUGGGUGCCAUGUCUGCUCGCUAGGGCUGGGCGGUGGGCCUCUUACUACCUAACGACAGACCAUUUUGCCCGCGCAACGAGGCAUGCGAUGCGCCAUACGGAACCGACAUCCAGUCUCGCAGCGCCCCCGACCGUUGUCCGCGACCUAGACGAAGCGCAACGGCUACCUGCUGCAAGAGCUGGGCCGCCUGCCGUGUGUCAAUGAACAGCACAAGACACAGCAGCGGUCCGCAUCCAUGGACCAGCAGAGAAGGAACAGGAGGGAGGUGAGUGCGUCCGAGGCCGCACAGGGAGUCUUGCCGUACAACAACAAUGUCAACGUGAAUGCCCACGAGAGAGCCCGGGACGAGUACCGCAAGCAGCCCCAGACGAUACGCACCGUCACCCCCGACGACACGCCGACGCCGCAGCAGCAGCCCACGACGUCGUCCACGGCCACGACGACGAUACCCGAAGACGGCUACCCCAGCCAGACGACGUUCCAGUCCCCGCCCAACAGCCCCCGCUCCCACAACAGCCAGCUCUCCCAGCGCACCGGCAACCCGCGAGCCUACGUCGCCCGCGCAUCCAGCGACUCCGAGUACCGCAAUGCGCGCGAGCAGACACGGCCCCGGACCCGCACCCUCGAGGAGAGGAGCACCCGCGACCGCUCGCCCUCGAGCGUCUUUGGCACCGGCCGCCACCGCAUAGGCUCCGUCGCCAGCUCCCAGAGCAACUACCAGAGCCUCGAGGAGUCGGUCGUCACUUCCAUCGGCCACAUCUCCACCAUCUCCCCACCACCACAGCAGCAGCCGCCCCCACCCCGGACCUCGAGCACCAACAGCCGCAGCCGCCUCUCCAAGCAGCAGCAGCAACAGCAGGAACAGCAACGCCAGCAGCAGCAACAUCAACAACAGGCCCACCGCUCCACCUCGCCCGUCCUCUCCCCCUCCAAUGUGCCCCCCGAGUCGUGGGUGUCGCCCGUACCGGCCUCAGAUGCCAAGAAGCUCAAGGCCCUCAUGCGCUCGACCUGCGGCAAGAUGCAGGGUCUCUUGGCCUUCCGGAGGGGUGAGCAGAACCCCUGGGCGCUGUCGUACUGCUACAUCAACGACGAGGCUGGCAGUCUCGUCUACGAACCCAAGAACGACACGUCCUACACCCGCACCCUGAUACCCGACCUACGUGGCUGCCAUGUCAAGAGCGCAUACGACGGCGAGGCCUACACGGCAUACAUCCAUGUCGUUGUCCACAACUCCAAACUCGAGGUCCAUCUGCGUCCACCGACACAGGAAGAGUUUGACUCAUGGUUUGCCGCCUUGCUGUGCUGGUCGCCCAUGCGUCCAAAGGGCAUACAAAACAGAAUGGCCAAGCCCCAGGCACCCGUCAUGAUCGAGCGCCGCCUCCCAGACAGCAGGCGUCACUCCGAGGUGUCACUGCUCAAAGACUCGCCCAAGAAGGAAGCGCCCAUCAUCAAGGUUGGCAAGAUGAUAUACUGGGACACAAGUGUGACAUACAGCAACACAGGCACACCCAAAGGCACAGGUGCUGGCGGACGGCCCCAGGCUUACAGAGUCCAGAGCCACGGCUCGCGUCGCUGGCGAAGAGUGUCAUGCACACUCCGUGAAAAUGGAGAGCUCAAGCUCUACUCCGACACUGAUGUCACCCUAGUCUCUACCGUUCAGCUUUCCCAGCUUUCCCGAUGUGCCGUUCAACGAUUGGAUCCCUCCGUUUUGGAUAACGAGUUUUGCAUUGCCAUAUAUCCCCAGUACACCGCUGCUUCUUCUCCUGCAUUAACAAUCCUACGACCUAUAUUCCUAUCGCUAGAGUCACGAGUCCUGUACGAGGUUUGGAUAGUCCUCCUACGUGCUUUUACUGUUCCACAACUAUACGGCCCAAAGUCGGACGGCGCCAUGACCGACGAGGGCACUCUGUCGCCGUCUUUCGGCACCCAAGACAUGUUCCGCAUGGAGAAGUCAUUAUUCGUAAGAGUUAUCGAAGCAAAACUGAUUCCGCCUGUAAGCCCCAAGGUUGCUGAUAGCAAUGGGCAAACCCCGAUACGACCGUCCUCGUCCGCCACGACCAAUCCGGGUGGAUAUCUCGUCGAGGUACUAUUAGAUGGAGAGACGCGUUCGCGGACCAUGGUCAAAAACGAGGGCAACAAUCCUUUCUGGAGAGAGGAAUUCGAGUUUCUGGACUUGCCUGCUCUACACACCGCCUCACUGCUACUGAAAAAGCGACCGCCAAGCUACAACCGUACAGAAAAGAGCGGGUUUGAGGCAACCGCCUCCGAUCCAUAUGUCUCCGAGGGCGGAUACGCCGGUAUCUCCUUCGAUCAGACCAUAGGAAAGACGGAUAUCUACCUGGACGACCUCGGCCCGAACCAAGAGAUGGAAAAGUGGUGGCCGCUCAUCAACAUGUAUGGAAAUAGCGUCGGUGAGGUAUUGGUCAAAGUCAGCAGCGAGGAGUGUGCGAUCCUCAUGGCUCGUGACUACUACCCACUUUCCGAGCUUCUGCACCGGUUUUCCAACGGCAUAACACUCCAGAUUGCCCAGAUGAUCCCGAAUGAGCUUAGGAGAUUGUCUGAAUACCUACUGAACAUCUUCCAGGUGUCUGGAGCCGCUGGCGAGUGGAUAUGCGCGCUUGUUGAGGAAGAGAUCGAUGGCACAUUGAAAGAGUCACCUGCUAGCCGCUUGCGAUUCAGCAAGAGACUGGGAUCAAGUGAAUCCAACGAGUCCUCCUUGGCCAACCAAUUUGGUUCUGCAAGCGAUCGUGAGCUCUUCGUUCGAGACAUGGGCAACAAUGCCAAGCUAGAGGCCAACCUACUCUUCCGCGGCAACACUUUGCUUACCAAGUCCUUGGACCUGCACAUGAGGCGUCUUGGCAAAGAAUACCUAGAGGAAACGCUGAGCGAGAAACUGAGAGAGAUCAAUACCAAGGAUCCUGAUUGUGAGGUCGACCCGAACAAGGUGACCUCACCCCACGAAAUGGAGCGGAACUGGAGGCGGUUGAUCAACUGCACCGAGGAAGUCUGGCGAGCCAUAUACAACUCCGUGUCACGGUGCCCGCAAGAACUGAGGUUGAUCUUCAGACACAUUAGAGCGUGUGCCGACGAUCGGUACGGAGACUACUUACGGACGGUGCAGUACAGCAGUGUCUCUGGGUUCCUGUUCUUGCGUUUCUUCGUCCCAGCGGUGUUGAACCCGAAACUCUUCGGCCUUUUGAAAGAUCACCCCAAGGUCAAAGCUCGAAGAACCUUCACUCUCAUUGCAAAGUCUCUACAAGGUUUGGCAAACAUGUCUUCGUUCGGUACCAAAGAAGCAUGGAUGGAGCCUAUGAACACCUUCCUCACUUCACAUCGGCAAGAGUUCAAGAAGUAUCUGGACGACAUCUGCUCGAUAUCGACAACGUCGCAACCCGCACCGCCGAUACCACCCUCAUACAGUACCCCGAUCGCCAUUCUCCACCGACUGCCUCCGACAUUCAAAGAGGGAUUCCCGUCACUUCCUUACCUCAUCGACCAUUCGCGCAAUUUUGCAAUGCUCGUCAACCUCUGGUUAGACAACACCCAGAAAAGCGCGCCUGACAUUCAGGCUACUGACGGUGAUCUCCUUCGUUUCCACAACAUCUGCUUGUCUCUCAACGAGCGCACCAAGGACUGCCUGAAUCGCGCCGAACCCGCUGAACGGCCGUCAUCGUCACUCAGUGUCAAGUGGGAGGAGCUAGUCGAGCAGCUACAAGGUGCGCAGAUCGACACGUCUAGGGGUGCAGCAACGAGGAAUCGUGGGCCAAUACAGGAAGAAGAGAUCGAGGAUUCCCCAUUGUCUCCAAACAAUGGUGAUGUCGACUAUUCCUCCUCGUCUACCAGCACACCCAUAACAAUGCAACCGCCACCACGGACACGACAUCAGCAAAACUCGAGUAUCUCAGCUUCUCAAAGCUCUUUAAAGAGCAACAGUUCGGCCACAAUAUCUUACACGAAUCCAUUCGCCAAGAAGCAAUGGUCGGGUCAAUACACACCAACAGGAAACGAUUCGGUGAAUGUCUCACAGUCCGCAUCUGCAUCCGCAAGCGCAUCGGCAUCGGCAAACGAAGAUACGCCUCCAGGAUCCAGCGACGGUAUUCACAUGGCUCCCGCGCCCUCCUAUCCACAAGCCUUGACUACGACAACAACGACCACGAUCUCUACAUCCACAUCAACCCAGUCCUUCAACUACAGUAACCCCAAUGCCCACAUCAACCAACAACAGCGACCUGCCACUGUAUCCACGAAUUCCCUCGUCGGAAGACCACCUCGCUCAGCAGGCGGUCAGAGUAUGGAGGGCAGCGAAAAUGGCAGUAUCGCAGAAGAGGAAUAUACAACCGCGCUCCCUGCCUUCUCCGAAAAGGCAACGAAAGAGAAGAAGGAACGCGGCUUCCGAGGCGUCCUCCCCUUCCAGCGAAAAGGCAAGCGUAAAGACAAAGACAAGGAUAAAGAGGACAAGAAAGACAAGAAAGAGGACAAAGAGAACCGCAAAGACAAAGGCAAAGACAAGGAUCGUGACAGAGAACGGGAACGCAGCACCGAACGUGGGGCCAGCGCCUUGGGCCGAGAAGGCUAUGUUGACUUUGGUAGCGUACGAGGAAAAGGCCGUGACCGCGAUAGAGGAGGCGGAGAGGAACGUGACAAUCAUCGCGAUGACUCCGAGUUCUGACUACAUGGCUGGUUUACUGGAGGUGAUAGUCCGAGGACGCUGGCUAAGAGGGAGAUCAAGAGGAGGAAGAGUGCAGGGGAGCUUUUGGACAAGGCAAGUCCGACGUGACGAAUGUCAUUACAUUCUGCUAGGGAUGGACUUUUGUUUCUCUUUUUCGGACAGGCAAUUCAAAAAAGCUUGGUUACUCAAAAGCUGGAUGUUGAAAAGCUUGUUCCUACUACACGUGUAGCCAUUUUUCUUGGUGGCUAGAAGUCGGCAAAGCUUGCAUACACGGUGGCUGGUUUUGAUGCACGAUUUGAUGUGUUCUUUUUUUUUU